AUGCCGAAGCAGACCGGAAGCACUAACUACAAGCUCUCUGCAGUGCGUCGGCUCCUGGCGCUCGUCGAGCACUACCUGCCGCUCAGCAAGGACGAGUGGGAGCGACUUGCCGUUGCUUACAACUCCAACCAAGGGCGUGGUGUCGCUGAGCGCGACUAUGAAAGUCUGCGCCGUAAGUUCAAGGUGAUCUACGGAGCACGGAAGCCUAUCGGUGUAGCUGACAUGCCGCCGCACGUGAAGCAGGCGAAGCUGCUUAAACAGGCCAUCGACGCCAAGGCCAGCGUGGUCGACAUGGACGAUGGCGCUGAUGUCGACAAUGAAGUUGAGGAAGAGGGCGAGAAUGAGGAGGAGGAGGAGGAGUAUGAAGCCGACUUGUGCUUCGGCUUCGACGGCAAUGAGGGGCUCGAUGACAACUCGCACGCG
Messenger RNA from Phytophthora sojae, 423 nucleotides. RefSeq lists its product as hypothetical. Lineage: Eukaryota; Oomycota; Peronosporomycetes; Peronosporales; Peronosporaceae. The record is from RefSeq and is a predicted model, not a curated record. The annotation marks the transcript as partial. The transcript has a single exon.